AUGUACNACCUGCCUUGGGCAAAAAAGUCUCCGUGCGGAUCACCUAGGGGGCAACUCGUACCGGCUUCUAACAAGUCGAAGAAGCACUCUUUCCUUCAGUCAACCCAUCUCCUUCGGUUUAGUGGAAAGAAAACUCUCCUAGCUGAGUUGAUGUACCGAUAUGAAAUCUCCUGCCCCUUCAACCUAAGGAGUCCGGCAGUACCCGUCUCAUCAAAAGCCAGCAGUACCUCUUUCAUCAAAACAAAGGCCCUCAGAAUAAGCGAAGUAAACCGUGAGUUAAGCGUCCCUCGCGUUUACCGUGAGAAGAGUUUCACGCGGCGGCUAAACGCACCUAUUUUUGGCAGCCUAUUCGUAGACAAAGAAAGCCGAUUCGCUAAUGCUUAUUCCUUUACUUUGAAUCAAGGUCUUACCCGAGGAAGAGGGAAGCAAGCAAAGCUUGCCCCGGAUCGUAGGGGAAAGAGUGUUGUAACCGAAGUAGACUACCGAACGGGUGUGGGGGAGAAUAUCGUCAAAGAUUGA
Messenger RNA from Camelina sativa (false flax), 519 nucleotides. Its product is annotated as putative mitochondrial protein AtMg00540. Lineage: Eukaryota; Viridiplantae; Streptophyta; Magnoliopsida; Brassicales; Brassicaceae. The record is from RefSeq and is a predicted model, not a curated record.